AUGCACGACUUCAAAUCUGCGACGUCGGCGGUCGCCAGCAAGGCCAUGCGCAACGAACUCAAUGAGAUGAUAGAAGGUAUUGAGGAUUCUGCUACUUGCCGUGCUUUUGAAGGGGAAAUGUCAUCGUUCUACCACCUAUUUAACCGUUUUCUUUCCGACAAGGCCAAAGGUACCAAAUUGGAAUGGGACAGAAUUCAACCGCCGUCGCCCGAGCAGAUCAAACCGUACAGCUCUUUGCCCAAGGCCACGGAUCCAUCUGUGCUGAGCAAACUGGCCGUUUUGAAGCUCAACGGUGGCCUUGGUACCACAAUGGGCUGCACAGGCCCAAAAAGUGUCAUUGAGGUGCGCGAAGGCAUGACUUUUUUGGACUUGUCUGUGCGUCAAAUUGAACAUUUGAACGGCACGUACAAUGUCAGUGUGCCUUUUAUUCUUAUGAAUUCAUUUAAUACGGAUGACGACACGGCCCGUGUGAUCCAAAAAUAUGCAAACCACAACGUCGAGAUCCUCACGUUCAACCAAAGUCGCUAUCCACGCAUCGAUCGUGAUAGUUUGCUCCCCUGUCCGCGCAGCGCAACAUCGAACAAAUCCUUGUGGUACCCUCCUGGCCACGGCGAUCUUUUCGAUGCUAUGAACAACUCUGGGCUUUUAGAUCGCCUUAUUGCGAUGGGCAAAGAAUACGUUUUUGUGUCAAACGUCGACAACCUUGGCGCUGAUGUUGAUUUGAACAUUUUGCAGCACAUGGUUGAGACUGAGACAGAGUUUAUUUCGGAGGUUACGGACAAAACAAAAGCCGACGUGAAAGGAGGUACCUUGAUUGACUAUGAUGGUACUAUGCGUCUGCUUGAAAUUGCGCAGGUGCCCUCGGAACAUGUCGAGGAUUUUAAAUCCAUUAAGAAAUUCAAGAUUUUUAACACGAAUAACCUUUGGCUGAACCUCAAGGCAAUUAAGCGUGUGGUCGAGAACGACGAGCUUGAGCUUGAGAUUAUAGUUAACCACAAGUCGCUCGAGAAUGGCGAACCGGUCAUCCAGCUCGAGACUGCUGUGGGUGCCGCGAUCAAGCAUUUCCGCGGUGCUAAGGGUGUGAAUGUGCCACGCUCGCGCUUUUUGCCCGUGAAGAACUGCUCUGAUCUUCUUUUGAUCACCAGCGAUUUGUACAGGCUCGUGCAUGGCAGGCUAGUGAUGAACCCUCGCCGCGAGUUCGGCCAGACCCCAGUGGUCAAGCUUGGAGACACGUUUAAAAAGGUUGGAAACUACCAAAAGCGCUUCAAGAACAUUCCCGAGAUGAUUGAGCUCGACCAUCUCACUGUCCAGGGCGACGUUUGGUUUGGUCGCAACAUUAUCUUGCGCGGCACUGUGAUCAUUGUGGCGAAUGAAGGCCACAAGAUCGAGCUGCCCGAUGGCGCUGUUUUGGAAAACAAGUUGAUUACAGGCAACUUGGCCAUCAUUGAGCACUAA
Messenger RNA from Malassezia vespertilionis, 1455 nucleotides. It is a transcript of the gene UGP1, whose product is annotated as UTP--glucose-1-phosphate uridylyltransferase. The record is from RefSeq and is a predicted model, not a curated record. Gene Ontology annotation, biological process: glycogen metabolic process; UDP-alpha-D-glucose metabolic process. The transcript is spliced from 2 exons. Lineage: Eukaryota; Fungi; Basidiomycota; Malasseziomycetes; Malasseziales; Malasseziaceae. Bases 1 to 1455 code for a protein of 484 amino acids. Gene Ontology annotation, molecular function: UTP:glucose-1-phosphate uridylyltransferase activity. Gene Ontology annotation, cellular component: cytoplasm.